Acanthocheilonema viteae is the source of this 819-nucleotide messenger RNA. The record is from the annotation of a GenBank genome assembly. Lineage: Eukaryota; Metazoa; Nematoda; Chromadorea; Rhabditida; Onchocercidae.
AUGACGGAAACACAAUCAAAAACUGCUAAUCAUCAACGUCUUGCAGAAAUGUUCGUACAUUUAACACCGCUUGGUGCUCGAAUACCAUACAGUAUCUCCAUUGAUAAUCAACAGAAUAUCUGGGUAGCGACCAAAGGAGGAUUAUUCAAAAUGGAUCGAUUUGGUAAACUGCUUUUCCAGGAGAAAAAUGAUUUUGCAAAAAAAGCUGAACCAUUUUGUCAAGUGUCACUUUGUGAAGAAAAGAUAAUUUAUGCUUAUUCGGAAUGUAUGUCAGGUUUAACGUUGCUCAAAGUAAUGACAUUGGACGGAAAAACAAUCAGUGAGCAAUUUGUUGACGGCAAAAUACAAAGUUUAAGCGUCAAUGACAGUGGCGAAAUGUUCUUGACCAAACGACCAAAAGGCGAGGAUUCCAUUAUUUACAGUUCGGAUAUUUGUUGUCCAAGUUGUUGGAGCGAAGUGAUCUGUGAAGAUGAAUACGUUUUUCAAACAGUAUGUGCCCUAUCCAGCGAUCUACUAGUUGUGUCAACCUGCACUUUGCCUAUCAAUAUAUAUUCUAGAUAUGGUAGUGAUAUUCUUGUCUUGGAUAAAACAGGCCGCAUUCAACAGUUUACGCAGAAUGGAGAUUUUGUCCGUGUAGCUACAAAGAUUGAUGCAUAUUUAGGCAACGCUUUCGUUGUCGACGGUAAUAUGGCUCUUAUAGCUUGCUCAGGGAUUGUGCUUGAUGAAGAUAACAAAACUAUUUGUGAUGAUUGGUUGGAAAAAGUUCCAUUGGACGGUAGUCAGUGGUUGCCUGAUGCAGAUUUUGUUGAUAAAAAAUAA